AUGAACUCCUUCAUCAUUAAAAACGUGCGCCUGUUUGACGGCGAGAAUAUACACGAGGAUAGCAGCGUCCUCGUCGAAGAUGGCAUCAUCAAGCAAGUCCAACAAGACAUCGAAAAGUCUGGUCUUCUAAUCUUUUCAAAACCGGGCCACACCUUACUCCCAGGCCUGAUCGAUGCGCACAGUCAUCCGUAUCGAGAAUCCAGGCUCUCGGAGCAAGCAUUUCGAUUUGGAAUCACCACUUUAAUGGACAUGCACAAUUUACAUGACAACGCGGUCCAACAGAAGCAAUGGGCAAAGGAAAGAAAGGAUUUCCCGGAUAUCAAGAGCUGCCAUUUUUCCGCGACCAUCGAAGGCGGAUGGCCUGCGUGGGUCGAAAAGAGGUUGAGUAACAAUGAGUUUGCUACUUACGACGAUUGGCCAAACGUGGCGACGGAGGACGACGCUGAACCUUUCAUUGAGACGGCCAUUCGCAAUGGUUCCGAUUACAUCAAGUUGAUGCACGAAGCUGGCAGGGCUAUCGGGAUUAAAAAAGGUCUGAUUGUCCAGCCGCGAGAGGCAGUACAAGCGGCAAUAGUCCGCGCGGCACACGAGCGCGGACUUAAAGUCGUCGCUCAUGCCUUGUCGCUCAAGGACACCUUAGAAGUAUUAAGGGCAGGCGUGGACGGCCUCGCGCACACAUUCUUCGAUGAGCCCAUCACCCCGGAGGUCAUUGACCUGUACAAGCGUAACAAUGCCUGGGUCAAUCCGACACUAGUGGCCGCAGGGUCUCUGACCUGUGAGUCGAAGGAGAUUCUCAAAUCCUUUUCGGAAGACGAACGGGUCAAAAGUAGGGUCUCGACCGAAGACGUACAGUUGAUUCAUGACUGCUUGCAUAUGAAGUCGCCAGGAGCGAAAUGGGAAUACGCCAUUGAUAGCGUGCGACAAUUGAAAGCGGCUGGGGUUGACAUUAUCUGUGGCUCGGACGCGGCAGCAGGAGCUCCAGGUCUAGUGUUUGGAGCCAAUCUACACAUUGAAAUGUAUUUACUGGUGAACAAGGCUGGGUUGUCACCCAUUGAGGUAUUGAGAGCCACCACAAGCGUGACCGCCGAUCGUUUCGGAUGGUCAGACAGAGGAAGAAUAGCUGCUGGGUUAAAGGCAGAUUUACUGCUUGUUGAAGGGAAUCCCUCGGUCGACAUAACCGAUCUGCUUAAUAUCAGAGGAAUUUGGCGAGAUGGGGUAAAAUUCAACGGGCAUCCAGGAUUCUCCCAGAAUUGA
Messenger RNA from Cladophialophora psammophila CBS 110553, 1254 nucleotides. RefSeq lists its product as uncharacterized. The record is from RefSeq and is a predicted model, not a curated record. Gene Ontology annotation, molecular function: hydrolase activity, acting on carbon-nitrogen (but not peptide) bonds. The coding region runs from base 1 to 1254 and encodes 417 amino acids. The transcript has 3 exons. Lineage: Eukaryota; Fungi; Ascomycota; Eurotiomycetes; Chaetothyriales; Herpotrichiellaceae.